AUGGAUCUAACGGACAAAUUCGGCGACCUCUCGUCGCUGCUAGUAGAGCCGUCGGAUCCGAACCACCUAUCGCUGCUCUCCACUGGUGGUGGCCCAGGCGCUUCUGGUGGGUAUGAGAGGCAUGAGUCGAGUCAGAGGGCUGCUGCUGCUGGUUCUUCUCCUCCUCUUGGGCUUUCCGCUGCUUCUGCUGCUGGUGCUUCUGGUGCUGGUGGUGCUGGUGGUGCGCGGUCAGGGCUGGGUCUGCCUCCUCGCAAGGACCCCAAGGCACGGGGAUGGCAACAGCAGCAGCAGCAGCAGCAGCAGGAGUAUCAGCAGCAACAGCAGCAGACGCAUCAGCAAGAGCAGCACGUGUUUUCCCAGCAAAGACCACAGCAAGCAUCAGCAGCAGCAGGUGCCGCAGCAGCAGCACUGCAGAGACACCAUUCCAUGCACCCGCUCCUAGCCCCACGCGCAUCCCCCCUCACUCCCUCAGGCCUCCGCCCGCCUCCCCCUCUCACUCCUUCUCCCGCCCCCCGCAGACACGCCCGCUCCAACAGCAGCAGCAAUAUCCACAUCUCCAUCUCCCUACCGCCCUUAACCGCUCCUGACUCCUCCCAACGCCCUGCUGCUGACUCUGCUGCCGCCUCUGCUGCUUCCCUUAGAUCUCUGAUUGAGUGGAGCACGAGUGACGUGUGCUCGUGGCUCAUCCACUCUGUUGGCUUCCCAGACGGCAGUGGGCGAGAGUAUGCACGUGACUUGACGAGCAUCAGGUGGAUGGGCUUUCUCUCGUCGGCAACACACAUCUCUCUUUUUCCCCGCUCCCUUUCCUCCCUCAUCUUCCUCCCUCAUCUUCCUGCUCCCUCAUCUCCCCCAGAGUACGCACGGGACUUUGAUCAGCAUCAGUACGCACGGGACUUUGAUCAGCAUCAGGUGGACGGUCUCUCGCUGGUCGGCAUCACAAACUCCCACCCGGCUCUUGCUCGCAUGCGAUUGGCCGAUUACACCCUCUUCGAAUCCCAUCGUCGCCAGCUGGUAACCGCAGAGGCUGCUGCCCCUCCUGCCGCACACCACCCACCUCCACCGCUCUCAACCGUUGACUUCUCCUCCGCAUCUACCUCGUCUGCCGUAGAUUCUGCUGCAGCCGCUGGUGGUGGCAGUGCGGUGCUCUGCGGCGGUGCUGUGAACGGGGAAGGCCGGCCGGCAGCAGUGCAGUCUCCUGCCGCCCGGAUAAGCAGGCAGGGGAGCGGGGUGGCCGGGGCUGUGGGGGGGUGGUUUGCCGGUUGGGGAAGCAGGCAGGAAGGACAGCAGGAGUCUGAGGAAGAGAGGGAGAGUCCACGAGCUCUGGAAGAGAAGGAAGGGAGGAGAAGACGCAGCAAGGGAGAGGAGGAAGAGGGAGAAGAGGGAGAGGAGGGAGAGGAGGGAGAGGAAGAGGGGGAAGGAGAUGAGGAGGGGGAGGUGGUGGCGGCGGUGGUGGAGGAGGUGGUGUGUCUGCGAGGGGAGGUGACAGCAGCAGAGGAGAGGGAGUGCACCGUCAAAGCCCAGCUGUGUCACCUGGAUGACCUCCUGAAGGAGUCUCUGCUCGUGGAGUAUCUGCCCACCAGAACGAAAUGGGCGUCCACACCGAACGACCCAGCUACUCUCAAUGGCACCACCGCCACGGAGGAGGACGAGUGGGUGCCGCGCUUCGUGACGCUCACGCCCACCGACAUAGCAUGCUACCUGCACGCCACCGACCUGCACCCGCAGAUCACCCUCCCCGUCGCCUCCAUCGCCUCUGCCGGCACCCUCCACAUGGCCCCUGCACAUCCGGCUGUAGCAAAGGAGACAUCAUCUGCUGUAGCGCCGGCUGUAGCAACGCCGUCAUCACCAUCGGAGGAGUGGUUUGCGUUCCACGUGACGACCAGCUACGGGUUCAAGCUGGAAUGUGCCACUCGCAGCUGUGCCAAGCUCUGGCUGGCAACAGUGCAUGAGGUCAUUGCCAAUGCUGGCAUCAACUCCAGCUUUGAUGCAUCUCAAACAUGUCCAUCUAACCACCUCUCUUUCCUGUCCUCCUGUGUCAUUCUCCUUCCCUCUGUGCAGCUGCAGCUAUGGCUGGCGACAGUGCAUGAGGCCAUUGCCAAUGCUGGUAUCAACUCUACCACUGUCGGCAGCACCAUCCCGCUCCCUCCCCCCAACCUCACCUGCUCUUGA
Closterium sp. Naga37s-1 is the source of this 2169-nucleotide messenger RNA. NCBI's taxonomy places the organism in Eukaryota, Viridiplantae, Streptophyta, Zygnematophyceae, Desmidiales, Closteriaceae. The record is from the annotation of a GenBank genome assembly.